ACAUAUAUAUACAUGUAGGUUUGAAGGCAAAGAUAAAAAAAAAAAAUUCCAAAUAUGGAUUUAUAUCUCUGACCAUUAAUGGAAGGCUUCCCACCGAAGAGAUUAUGAUUUUAAACCUUUAUAUAUACGAAGAUUAAUCGCACAAAUCAUCUAAUCUCCUACAUAUAUACAAAUAACCAAAUCUCUUUCUCCUCCCCCCCCACCCUCUCUCUCUCUGUCAGUCUCUCUCUCUACACACACAGACAAUAAGCACAUAAAGGCAGCCUCUAAUGGAUUUAGAACAGAAGACAAGAGGACUUGGAAAAUCAUGUGCCCUUCUCAUAGUGAUUGCUGGAAUGGAGAGAUAUGCAUUCAAAGGAGUUGCAUCAAACUUAGUGACAUAUCUAACAGAUGUAGUGAAGAUGAGUAAUUCAAGAGCAGCUAAGACUGUCAAUACUUGGGCUGGUUUCACUUCCAUGUUGCCUCUCUUCUCUGCUCCUUUGGCUGAUGCGUAUUGGGACAGAUUCUUCACUAUCCUCGUUUCUUCUUCUGUCUACUUUGUGGGACUAGUGGGAUUGACAUGGACGGCAUUUGCUGGUUCACGUUCAGCUACGAAGACAAUUUCUACUUAUUUUCUCUACUCUUCACUAUGUCUUGUCUCAAUCGGGUUAGGCGUCUUAAACCCUUCUCUUCAAGCCUUUGGUGCGGACCAGCUAGACCACGACCUCGAUAAGGACUCGGGGCUUCCCUCGGCUGAUCAAAAGGACGCUAAAGCUACCCGCAAGACUCAGUUUUUCCAAUGGUGGUACUUUGGCGUCUGCACUGGAAGCCUUAUGGGUGUCACAGUGAUGGCUUAUAUCCAAGACACUUUUGGUUGGGUCCUCGGUUUCGCCAUACCCGGGAUCGCUAUGUUCCUCUUGAUCUUGUUGUUCUUGUCGGGUUGCGGAAUCUAUGUCUAUGGUCCUGGUGCCGGCUUGAAGAUGAAAAGAACCGCUACUCCAUUUGAGAAGAUCCUUAAAUUCAUCAAAGGGAGAGUAGCGAAGAAGCAGAGAAGCAAAUAUACACUUGCAGAUGAGGAAGAUUUGGAUGCUAUGGAGCUAGAGCUACAAGAGAGGCCUCUCUGUAAAUGUGAUAACGCUGAGGCCGAAGACAUUGAGGAUGCUUCAACACCCACCAAGAAACUGGAUGAUGGAAGUUCGAAAACGGUUUUCUCUGGAGUUGAUAAUGUCAAGUUAGUGCUUCGCCUUUUGCCCAUAUGGACGAUGCUUCUCAUGUUUGCGGUCAUCUUCCAGCUACCAGCGACUUUUUUCACCAAACAAGGCAUGACCAUGAAGCGAAACAUCGGCUCCAGCUUCAAAAUACCACCUGCAACCCUGCAAAGCACCAUCACCUUAUCGAUAAUCCUUCUUAUGCCGCUGUACGAUAAGAUGUUGAUCCCUGUCACCAAAAGAAUCAAGAACAACGGUAAAGGUAUCUCCGUGAUGGAGAGAAUGGGAGUUGGAAUGUUCCUAUCGAUCAUUGCCAUUGUAAUUGCGGCAUUAGUCGAAAAAAGAAGACUAGACAUAAGCCAAAAGAUGAAGACUCUACCUGAUUAUGAUCCAGAAACUAUCCCGCUGAACAUCUUCUGGCUUUUACCUCAGUAUAUCCUCUUGGGAAUCUCAGACAUUUUCACAGUCGUUGGGAUGCAGGAGUUUUUCUACAGCGAGGUUCCGGUUAGGAUGAGAACAAUGGGGUUUGCUCUCUACACAAGUGUUUUUGGUGUUGGAAGCUUUGUGAGCGCCGCGCUGAUCUCAAUCGUCGAGGCUUACUCGAGCUCAACAGGCGAACGGCAAAACUGGUUUGCAGAUGAUAUGUCAGAAGCUCGGCUUGACAAAUACUACUGGCUUCUUGCUCUUACAAGUACAGUAAGCUUUGUGGUCUACAUAGUUCUAUGCAAGUAUUUUAAGAGUAGUAGUGAUCAAGGCGGUGAAGAAGAAGAAAAGUCCCCUAAAUGAGAGAAAGACCAGUUUCGGUUUCUUUGACACAGUCGACUUAGUCUAACUUGUAGUAGCUUAAGAACUAACUAGCAAACCGUAAGGAGGAAGACAAGUUUUCUCUACGAGGUUUAUUCAUAAAAAAAAUUUCUUCUGUUACAAAUGCAAAAGAUUCAACGUUAUUGUAUCGUAUGUUUGGUUACAUAUCAUCUUCAAUCCUCCCAUGGAUCGACAGACACGAAACCAAAAUGAGAAAAGUCUGAAACUUUGGUUUGUACCUUUACUAGUGUGAGCUGAUUCCAUUUAGACCAGGCUCCUUGGCUACGUUGGUCUCUUCUCGAAUCUCGUCUUCUUCAUCAGAAUCGAGAGUGAAAGUACUUAAAUUCUCCAUCUCAGCUCCGAGAGGCCGAUAUUUUGAGUGAUCUUCACGGAGAUAACCUUUCUUGUUUGCAACAACAGAGAACAGUCCAGUAGCUAAAACCACCAUUAGAGCCAAAUGACAGUUAAACUGAAGGGUUGCUAUGGCCUUUGCUCGGUGAUAAUCACUGUGUCCUUUGCACUUGAUCGUGAAGUUGCCUCUGCUCUUCUCGUGAAAUGUGCAAUUAUUCGUGAUCAAACCGGUGAAAAACGAUAUACCCAUCUGCAGAAACCAAGUUCCUUGCAGGAUCAGACCGAUCCCGCGACCUAACUUCGCGAAUCGAUGAGUGUUUGCGUCGGAUUUCAGCUCGAAAAUCGUGGAGAAGACGCAGAUCGCAAUGGGGACGAGCAUGAGAUCGUAGUAGCGAUUCUCGAUUCCAGAGGUAUCCUUCUUUUGUAGGUAGAACAUUAGGAACUCCUCGACGAAGCCAAAGAGAAGCAACAAACUAGUGAUCGAAGACGGAAGAGCAACAAAGACUGCGUUUUUGGAGUUGACCAGAUAGGUUAUAAUGGCGUAGACUAGGAAUAAAACUGCGACCGCCAGGAUCUGUAGCUGGAGCAUCGACCCGACCCGAUCGCGGGAUUCGAUUGAACUGAAGAAGGAGAAAAUGGAGUUGGCAAUAAACAGAGACGAAAGCAAAGCUACGGGGAUGGAAGACGAUCCAACAGAUUUGGGUGGAGAAGGUGUGAUCUGAGCUGUAGGAGAAGGUGGAUCAGUACCAGUUGAUGGAUUCGGAUCAAGGUUCGAUGAGUCGAGUGACUCCCACGCGCCGAUUACUGCAAACCCGCCGCCGGCGACGGCGUAACUGAAAAUACCCAUGAUUUCAAUCCUCAGAAUUUCAAAAUCUUCGUUGAUCUAAUGCGAAUCAGGCUUUACUUCUUUCGAGGAAAUUUGGAAUUAUCCGCCAUUGAAGCUUAACAGAAAAAUGUCAACCUCUCUAUCCAUCCAUCAUUGUCCUGGUACACCGGAAUGACCCGACCCGAAUAACCAAAAUUGAGAUAGACUGGUGGCCCA
Messenger RNA from Thlaspi arvense, 3384 nucleotides. The record is from the annotation of a GenBank genome assembly. Lineage: Eukaryota; Viridiplantae; Streptophyta; Magnoliopsida; Brassicales; Brassicaceae.